This is a messenger RNA of Cephus cinctus (wheat stem sawfly), 7117 nucleotides long. It is a transcript of the gene larp, whose product is annotated as la-related protein 1B. Bases 1 to 4098 code for a protein of 1365 amino acids. Gene Ontology annotation, biological process: positive regulation of translation; mRNA stabilization. Gene Ontology annotation, cellular component: cytosol; cytoplasmic stress granule. NCBI's taxonomy places the organism in Eukaryota, Metazoa, Arthropoda, Insecta, Hymenoptera, Cephidae. Gene Ontology annotation, molecular function: RNA cap binding. The record is from RefSeq and is a predicted model, not a curated record. The transcript has 16 exons.
AUGGCGACCAAGGUGGCUCCCGGCUCUCAGGGAAGUGCCGAGCGUGAGGAGGGCCCUGGGGUUUCUUAUGCGAGUAUCCUUAACCCUAAAGCUGCUGAGGGUACCAAGGACAUUAAGGAUAAUAAUAAGGAAAAUAUUGGCGAGGUGGCUCCUACUACUGGAAAGGACCGUCUUGUUUCCACACACAGCCCUAAAGGCAAAUCCUAUCAAAAGAAUGGAAGAAGAUUUAAUAUCCAGCCACAGUCAAAAUCAGAACGAUGUCCACAACCUUCUUCGGAGGCAGUUAAUAAGAAUGUGGGGGUCGUAACGAUGCCUAGUGAAAAUUUAAAGCAACAAAAUGAGGUAGCACGUGGUGGUACGGAGGUGUUGAACAAUGGUGAUCUGGGUAGCGAUGGAGAGUUUCAGACAGUUGCACCAAAGAGUGCACGUAGGAAGGAGAAACAACGUGAACACCGUGAUCAUCGUGAUCGUCAUCGCCAUCGUGAGAGACAUCAGCAGCCACGAAAUCACAGUGGAGGUAGUAAUGAAAGAUCACACAAAGACAAGGAGCGUAGUGAGAAAAAUUCCUCGGAUCAUGUCCUUGCAAAAGAGGGGUCUAGAGAUAAAGAGGAUACUGGAUUAGAUCCAGAAACAGAAGCACAGCCUGUAAAAUAUGUAGAGGCACCCUUGCCAGCUGUUAAUCCAUGGACAAAAAGUAAAGCUCCGGUAGUUCCUUUAAUAUCCAUAGCCCCACAACCACAGCCACCUGCGCAGCCUCCUGCAAUUGCCAAUUCCUCGAUAGACAAACAGGCUGAACGAGAGAAGAGGGUAUUACAGCCACAGCAACAAAGAGGGAAAGCUGAAAAUGGUGCUUCCACUGGGGUCCAGCCAACGAUCGUCAAGGCGCCCAAGGACAGAAGAAAAUUUAAUCAGAGGGCGAGCGACUUCACGGAUAUAGGAGACUGGCCGUCGCUUGGUGCUCAAGGAGAGAAGAAAGCUGCGGUGGCGACGCCUAAGCAGAACGGCACCCUGGAGCAGAGCGUCCCCAAGGAGAGCAACAACACGAACGUGCUUGAGAAUAGUAAAGGCAAGGAGAACAAGGAGCAGAAUCACUGUCAGGAUGACAGCGACGAACAUACGGAUGGGAGCGAGAAGAAGAAGAAGGCGAACAAGCAGAAGUGGGUGCCGCUGGAGAUCGACCUGGCCAAGAACAGAGGAAAGAGAGAAAGAUCGCCAAAGUAUCACAGUCAAAGAGAUAAAAAUGGCGAAACAGAUGAGAAUUGGAGAGAUAGGGAUCACGACAGAUCCAGCAGUUACAGCUUCAGGGGUGGUCGGGGAGGAAGCCGAUACAGAGGUCGAGGUGGUCGAGGUUCGCGUGGGGCAUCCAGAGGAUUCAGGCCAAGACACGAUCCCGAGUAUUCCGAUUAUCCUGCAGACUUUUCCCAGAUUAAUAAAUUUGGCAGUACGGACCCCUCGUUCAUGAUGCCAUACAUGGGGACUUUCUAUUUCAACAAUACCAGUUACGUUAAUCUCGACACAACGACCCUCAAGGAGUACAUAAGGAAACAGAUAGAGUACUACUUUAGCGAGGAAAAUCUACUGAGGGACUUUUUCCUGCGACGUAAAAUGGACGCUCAGGGUUUCCUACCGAUCACACUGAUCGCCUCGUUUCAUCGAGUACAGGCUUUAACGACGGACGUGGGUCUGGUCGUGGAAUCCAUCCGAGAAUCCGAUAAAUUGGAAUUAGUAGACGGAUUUAAGGUUAGGACAAAGAUAGAUCCAUUGAAAUGGCCGAUACUGGAUGCUGCGGGAAAUCCAGUCUAUCCUUACUUGUGCGAAAUGCCAGGUCCGUCCCAUAAUGAAAUAAUACUCCCAACACCACAGCCAGAGUUUAGUCCCAUGUCGAAACCUCUUACCGCAAUUCCUGUGCCUCCUGUACCCCGUGUGAUCCAAACGAGCAACAGCACCUCGGCAACGGGGCGACUGAGCGAGUCGGAAAGCAUCUCCUCGUCAAUAGGUGAGAGCCUAAACCCCGAUGUGCCAGAGUUUGUGCCGGUCGUGGCGGCCGCCAAGCCCAAUGACUCCACUGUUAAUGACAAAGAGAAUGAUCGACCUAAGGAUGAAGACGUAACGGAAAAGCCAAAGAGUCCGACCUCGCAGGCGAGUAAAAUAUCAUCUACGUCGGCCAAGAGCGAGAGUCCUGCACCGUCACCCGAGGUACAGGUCAAUGGGGAGACACAGGUUCCAGCGGACAAUGCGUGGAGAGAAGUUAAAAGAAGAGUGAAGCACCCUCCUAAGGGUAAACCCGAAGGGAAGAAGAAUAUUUAUAGGAAGGGUGAGGAACGUGAAGAGCUGGACUUUCAGUUCGACGAGGAACUGGACACGCCACCUCCCACAGGACGUCACAACGCCUUCUCCGAAUGGUCCGAGGACGACGAGGACUAUGAGCUCUCCGACAGGGAUAUUAACAAGCUGCUCAUCGUCACACAAACCACAGCUGCCAUACCUUCAAGGAUUCCAAAGCACGAGGGUCACGACCGUACGGGCGACUGGACCACCAGAGUCAAAAUGACUCAGGAUCUCGAACAAGCUAUUAACGAUGGAUUGUUUUACUAUGAGGAAGAUCUCUGGACCGAGGAUGGACAACGGUACGGUUCGGUAUCCUCGGUGGGCAGUUACAAGACGGUUAACGUAAUCAGUCAGGAAGUCUUCGAGAAAAUGGCACCUAAAGCACCGCGUAAGGCAAAUCCGGAAGUUCCUCCACCACCACCCUCUACAGCAGAGGAUAUGGAUCUGUCGCAUUCACUUCCUACUCACAUGCCAAGUUCCUCGGAGGGUCACGACAGAAGGGAUCGUAGAGGAGGGGACAGGGCGCGUUUCAACGACAGAACCCGCGGUGCCAGAUGCGGCAGACGUGGUGCAGUCCCUCGCUUCUUUGCCGUCGUAAAGGAUGAACCUGCUGUUGAUCCCAGAACACCCAGGAAGCGUAAAACUCGUCACAGUAGCAAUCCCCCGGUGGAGCAUCACGUCGGAUGGAUUAUGGAUGUCAGAGAGCAUCGCCCGCGAACCUACUCAACUGGAAGUAGUACAGGCACUAGCCCAAACGAGGGCUACUUGGCAAGCAGCUACGGAAGUGCUCCACAAUCUUUACCGACCUUCCAGCAUCCGAGUCACGCUCUGCUGAAGGAGAAUGGCUUCACGCAGCAAGUGUAUCACAAGUAUCACUCGCGCUGUCUAAAAGAACGCAAGAGAUUGGGUGUUGGUCAAUCUCAAGAGAUGAACACUCUCUUCCGCUUCUGGUCGUUCUUCCUUAGAGAAAACUUCAAUCGUACAAUGUACGAGGAGUUCAGGGUUAUUGCCAAGGAAGAUGCUGGUGAAGGAUAUCGUUAUGGAUUGGAGUGUCUCUUCAGAUUCUACAGUUACGGCCUCGAAAGAAAAUUUAGGCCUCAGCUAUACAAAGACUUCCAGACCGAGACUGUUUGCGAUUAUGAGAACGGUCAGCUCUACGGACUCGAGAAGUUCUGGGCGUUUCUAAAAUAUUACAAACACGCUGACAAACUUCACGUGGAUGCCAAACUAAAUGACUACCUAUCCAAGUUCAAAAGUAUCGAAGACUUCAGAGUAGUCGAGCCUCAGAUAAACGAGAUGCUACAAGGAUUCGGCGGUAACCUUCGAUCGCAGGCGAUGAAGCGGCGUAACCGAAGCGUCUCCGAGAGUGCGGGGGGAGUCGAGGCGUCGCCAACGAGUCGAAUUCGCCGUCUGUCCGGCGGCUCUAGCACAGUGACACUGCCAACCAGUAAUACUGGAAACACAAGCACCCUCCACAAGCAUCAGCGUUCAGAUUCCGUGAAUCUAUCCCAAUAUCGUAACCGCGCCGACUCCUUUGGCUCGGGGAGGUUAGGCAGCAGCUGGCGAAGGAAUGACACGUCAUCCUGGAGCAGCCAGCGCGACCUGAGUAAGCAGCAGCAACAGCCACGAAGUAGACACAAUUCCGGCUCGUUCAUGAGACCCCAGGAAGUUACAAAGGGCCAGUCGUCCAGGGCAAAUGUGAAAAGCGAUCAGGGCAACAAAAGUUGCGGAUCCACGAAGCCCGAAAAUGCAUCAACCAGCCAAAAGUGAUCCCUCCUCUGGGUCUUUGGGCCAAGUCUCCAGCAUCGCCGCAUCUCGUCAUUGUAUUCAUUGUAUCACUACUAUCGAUACUGUUAACAAGACUGGUGGUUCAUCGCCAUUUAAUCAACAUCGCCGAUCACUGCUACCAACCGCUACAGACCCUGUUAUCACUUGGAUACCGAAACAUCUCCAGCACUGCCAGCUCUCUGCUCAUCACGCGACCGAGCUAGUCUUACAUUAUUUCUUUUCUUUUGUUAUGUCCAUCAAUAGUCAUCCAGGGUGAUUGGCUGUUCGAGUAAUAGCUUGACGGUUUAAGAGAUGAUUAAUUAACGAGUGACGAAAUUUAAUAAAAUGCAAUAUAUAUAUAUAUGUAUAGCGGCGGUUGAGCAGCGAACGAAUCACUAUGUAAUGAACUAUUUUUAUGCACAAAAACAAAAAAUCUGUUAUUCGCAUGCGAUCGACCAUAUUGAUAUUAAGAUUGUAUACAAGCAUUGAAAACGCAUUCGCUACGCGCUCACGCUAUUGCUCAUGAAGAAUAUGGAAGAUCAGUCUCUUGUAAAUAGCCGAAUAUUUUCGACGACUUUGGAUGCCGGUUUUCUUUAUCAUAAUUGUCUUUUACGUUUGUUCUCUUUUCUUUCUUCUUUUCUUUUCGGCAAACAUAUGUACAUGCUUACGCGAUUGCGGUUAGUUUUUAAAGCGAGUGACUAUUAUCAUUUAGAAGAGUGACGCGUCGCCGAUGCGCCGAAUGCACCGCACGCGUCUUACGGAUUUACUAAUUCUUAACGCGUCUUCGUUUCGAGUCCGUGAAAAAUUAAAUUUAGAAUUAGUUUGAUAAGUCUGUGGGAGUUUCCUCUCGUCAUGGCGUACACACGGUGCUUUCUGAUUUACUUUCAUUCGCCACGCACUUCGUCUUCUUCCUUAGACUGAGUCUUAUUAAUCGCAUCGACGCUUUACGAUCCGUUGUGCCAAUGUAAAUUUUGCUUUCUUUCCUUUCACUGUAAAAACACUCAUCAUUCUCUAGAGGCCCGCGUUCAUUGCACUUGUUGCGUAUAAUUAUCUUUUUUCGUUACCGUUGUUACCGUUGCUGUUGACUAUUUGCGGGCGUUGACUUUUUCUCUUGCGCACCUAGAAAGAAAAGAAAAUCUCCAAUGCAUCAUUUGCGGAUCACCAUUUUUUGGAUAUAUUUUGAUAUUGAAUAUUAAGUUUUUCUAAGCGAUUCCUUACUCUCCAAUUUUAUUGCUGUUGCUAAUGUCUUGGCGCUGUGGUAAAAAUUAAAUCGUACUAUAAAAAUAGAAGACUCACCCUUACACGGUUUAUGGGUAUGCCAUGAGGAUGAAGCUUCCAGCAUGUAAAAAAUAUACAUAUGAUUACUUAAUUACUAUCAUUUACUUAUACGUAUAGUGUUAAUCAUUAAUAAAAUUACAGUUAGGGCUUACACUUAUAAGCGGGUGGGGUUAAUGUUGGUAACAACUCAAAAAAUGUAUAAAAAAAUCUGCAUAUAUUAUAUAUAUAUAUAUAUAUUAAAGACUCACACGUCACACAUGUCAUCGAUUGAUCACAGGGAGUUGAUUGGUCCCAGCAAUAGCGUUCGUCGUAUCGAUGUAAAUGAGUUUUACCACGAGACCUUUAUAGAAACACUAUGUACCGUAGUUGUGCACAAUCAGACAACUCAAAAGACGAAACGGAUAACAUCGAUAGAGAAAACAAAACGAAAUCGUUCACACGUAAUCUGUAUAGACAUAUGAAAAAAGAAGCACUUAGCAUUUUAUAGAGUUAUUGAUAAUUCUGUUUUGUGUAAAAAAAAAAAAACGAACAACCAAAGCAUCCUGCUACCUUCAUUUGGCUUUGGGGUUCGAUCACGCCGAUCCCAAAACCAAUGACCCUACAUCCUACUACAAAAAAAAAUUAUCUGGACAAUCACUAUAAGAAUUUUCAAUAUGGCGUCAAAGUUCGAUAUUCGCUCCUAUCGGUUAUUUUCAUGCUCUCGUUUACCAUGUAAAUUCAGAAAUUCUUGCCUCACUGAGUUACAGUAGUGCCUUGGAACGAUGAAUCACUUUUAUUGGCGGAAGACACCUAUUUGUUUUGUUUUACUUUUUUUAUUACUAAAAAUAAAUUUUAUUUGUAAUCGAUCGAUAUUCUACAGAGCAUUGCAUAGAAACGGAUCCGCCAGAUGAAAGUAAAACAGAGAUUAAGAGUAGUUACCGCGUGCAGUGUGAGCAUAAAUAUCGAAAACAAAAAAAAAGAAUUGGGCACACCAACUAUGGUCUCCUUUACUAGAAGCAUAAAUAAUAAUAGUGUAAUAUCAUAUAAAUAUUGCGUAUGCCAUGUGUCGUCUCGAACAACUCAUGUGCAUAUAUUAAAAAUGUUCGAGACGACACAGUGGCGUAUUUUUAUACUACGUUUGUCGCAUGUAACUGCGAGAAUUUUCACGUGAAUUUAAUAACAAGAUAAUAAGGGAAAAGAGAUACGAGGAUAGAUUUACUAUUAUAACCUAGUCCUUUAUAAUAAGAAUAAGAAAAGGUGUGAGUAGCUGCAUAUUCUGGGAGGGCUUUUCAUUUAGCCAAGUACUAUUAGAUACGUGAAACUUGGUCAAAUUAAAUCAUCUUGUCUCUCGUGAUAAAUAAUUUACUCUCAUUUUUCUUUUUCUUCUUGCAUCAUUUUGCAUAAUAAUAUUCAGCGCGAUAUUUUUUUUGUCAUCCCCUCCAUGCGGGUGAUAACAAAUUUACAUAGGCAUACGUGGUUACAUCAUAGAUACAUAUACCGUAAGAGGAAUAGAUGAGUAAAGAACGAGAGAUUGUUUUUUUUUUCUUUUAAUGAAGUACAGUGAUAUGUAAGUCUUAAUUUAAAAAAAAAGAAUAUAGGAAAUUAUGCAGUUCUUUCCAUUUUGAUUGCGAAGUGUCUGAGUGUCUGGAUUUUCCUUCGGAAUCAUGUUACGUACGUGCAUACAUACAUUUGGGAGUUGUAACGUUUGUGAAUAGAAAGAAAGAUUGACAAAAAAAUAAAAUAAAAGGAAAAACACAAAAAAGAA